Molecule: messenger RNA, 1977 nt
Organism: Suillus paluster
Lineage: Eukaryota; Fungi; Basidiomycota; Agaricomycetes; Boletales; Suillaceae
Exons: 6
Coding region: 1-1977 (658 amino acids)
Source: RefSeq, a predicted model, not a curated record
AUGAACCAUCAGCCAUCAAGCUCUGUCGCACACCUCUGGAUGGUGUUGGAGUAUGAUGGAAAGCUGCCAAAAGGAGCCACAAUAGCACAGGUCAUUCUUGCGUCCGAUAAAACAAGUCUCUCACAGUUUCGGGGUGACAAAGCUGCCUGGCCGGUAUAUUUGACGAUCGGGAAUAUAGAAAAGGCCACCCGACAUUGUCCACGGAUGCACGGAGCCAUUUUAUUGGGCUAUCUGCCUGCAACAAAGCUUGACUGCUUCAGCAAAGCAACUCGGUCUGUUGCGGGUUACCGGUUGUUUCACGAAUGUAUGUGGAGGCUCCUGCAGCCACUAGUUGCAGCAGGCAAACAUGGUGUAGAGAUGGUGUGCGCUGAUGGGAGGGUCCGUCGUGUGCACCCGAUACUGGCUGCCUAUGUUGCAGACCAUCCAGAACAAUGUCUCAUUACCUGCACCAAGGAGAGCUUCUGUCCUAAAUGUCGUUUUCACCAAGACAGCCGGGGGGAACCUCUUGCAUCACUUCUGCGAGAUGAAGAUCACACUCUGACUAUAGUGGCCACCUACACGCGCAAGGGGCUGUGCCCUGUGUAUCGCCCAUUCUGGGCAGAUCUUCCGUAUUCCGAUAUCUUCGCUGCUAUCACACCUGACAUUCUUCACCAAUUGCAUAAGGGCGUGUUUCAUGAUCAUCUGUUGAAAUGGUGCACUGAAAUAGCUGGAGAAAACGAGAUUGACGAGCGUUACCGGACAAUGUUGAACUAUCCAGGUCUUCACCACUUCUCACAGGGCAUCUCCCUGGUAUCUCAAUGGACAGGAACCGAGCAUUGUGAGAUGCAACAAGUCUUCAUGGGGGUCUUGGCUGGGGCUGUUCAACCAACAGUCAUUCAUGCUGCAUGUGUGUUCCACACCCAUACAUCUCAGUUGCUUGAUGCCCUGGAGUCAGCGCUACGUGAAUUUCACAACCACAAGCAUAUAUUUGUGGAUCUGGGGGUGCGCAAUGAUUUCAACAUACCCAAAUUACAUGCAAUGGCACAUUACGUGGCGUCGAUCAAGUCUUCGACAAACAAGAAAGACUAUGUUGCCCAGAUGACAAAGUGGUUAGCAAGGCAAGAAUCAGUAGAUCAGUUUGUUGCUUACCUGGACUGGAGAUUGGAGAGAAUAGUGGAUGAUGCGGAAGUUGCCAGUGCCGGCGAUAUUGAUGAUGAAAGUGGUGAAGGUGGCACAUCAAAUGCGGAUGUUUCAGUGGACAAACAACCACCAACUCCAGGCGACACACCUUUGUCUCAUGUCCUGGCUGCUCAUCCACCAUUUCAAGCUCUGACGGUUGAUUCUAUUGCCCAGACCUUUGGCACAGUCAACUUCUUUGCAGCCCUGACACAAUACCUUGGUCACGCUGUUCCAAACCCUCCCUCGCAACCACAAUUGUCAGUUUCUCAUUGGGAUUGCUUCGACGCUUACCGGCGGCUCUCAAUCCCUUAUCCUCGUUUAUGCCCUGUUCAUAUGUUAAAGUUGAUGGACCAGAUCCAUGCAGUACCCUACAUCCCCCCUUCUGGUCGGUCUGCUGGUUCACAAGGGCGUUUUGAUAUGGUCCUUGUGCAAACAGAAAGGAACAUCAAUGCACACACUCAGGGUAUGGUGUUGGAAGAUCUUCAAGUCGCACAAGUCCGCCUGAUAUUCGACUUACCGAUGCACCUGCGCAUGGCUGGCCAGCCUUUCCACCUUGCACUCAUCGAAUGGUUCAAUCCUUUUCGCGGACGUGAUACAUUGUCACAGCUGCAUGCAGUCUCUCGUUCGUAUGCUGGUCAAGCACCUCAUACUGAGGUGAUCCCCAUCAGUCGAAUCAUGGGUAGCUGUCACCUUAUACCCAAGUUCGGCACACACAUUGACCGAACGUGGAGACCAGAUUUCAUCUUUGACACAUGCAAAACAUUUUAUCUUAACCCGUGGAUUGACAUGCAUAGCUUCUACAAAUUCAAAAACACCUGA